AUGCUUCGGACUGAGAGUUCGAUCGCCACUCAGAUUUUUCAGCACCUGAGUACCAGGAAGCAUGUCACCAGAACGAUAGUUUCGACAGGCACUCUCAGCGCUCGAGCCAUCAGAGAUAUGUUGGGUGCCUUGCGUCUGGACGUGAAGCCCAAAACGAUAAAGGACACUAUAUCCAGCCUCGGCAUGCGUGCGGAUAAUCACGGCAUCAGGUUCGAAUGCUUUCACUUGUUGGUCAACUCGUUCCUGGGCGCCGCUGUUGUGUCAGAGGCCACGCUUGUAGAAGUUUUUGAGAAGCUGGCAGAAUCGAUUGACGUCCCAGUUAUCCAGGCGCCCGACGGUAACGAGGUCAAGGAUGCGCUGGCGCUCGCAGCUGAGAUCCAAGGCAGCUUCGACGUGGUCCAGCGCCCGAGCGUCUCUGUCUACUACGAGAUGCCCAAGUACGAUUUAGCAGUGCAGAUGGUGGAGCGAGACAACGAACUAACACUCUUGCAGUCCGAACUCAAGCAGGUGAAACGACGGCUGGCGACGACGGAGCAGCGCUUGGGGCUACACACAAAAAAAUCUCGGAUCCUACGCGACACCCACCGUUCACUUGUGCAGAAAACGAACUUCAGACCAGGCAAGCGCUGCGUCAGCAUAUGGGGCGGCUACCAUUUGGCGUACAAGAGGUCUCACGGCUGCAGCAGCGCACGAUCUGUCGUGGCCAUGUGUGCUGGCGAGGAGUGGCAGGGGUCCUUCACAGACGGCGCCAAGAACAUGGUCAUCCGCUUCGAGCAUAACCUGUCCAUUGCCAGGACCGUGGUCGUCAAAUCAUUCUAUGACUCGGUCAAUCACUUGCACGCGACAUCGAAUGAGAUAUGCAUCAACUACGCGAGGGCGGCUUCUCUGGACAGUGGGGAUAUGGUGGCGUUGAUUGGGAGCAAGUUGUUCAGCUUCGAAUUCUUCAUGUUCAGGGGCGACGCCACGAACCAAGAGGCAGUCGACAAGGCAAAAGUGUGGACAGGUGAAGCCAGUUACAUUGCAACAUGCCCAGAGGCGCUGAGCGACAUCAGCAGCGACACCAACUUCGACAGUGACGACCUCAAGCUGACAUUCUUUCGGGAAGUGCUGGACUUGCAGACAGUUCGGACGGGCGGUGCAAAAGAAACCACAGACUUGAACGCGCUGAUCCAGCAGAGCAUGGUUGAUAUCACGAACAAUUGGGAAUGGCAUACGCCCUGGGGAUCUUCUUCGUUUCUUUCUGGUUUGAAGGUUAUCGCGAACACUCUGAGAGGCGCAGGCGUCCCACGGAAAGUCAGAGAAGCAGCUGCCGAGCUCAAGUUCCCACCCAAGGUUGUCAAAGAAUCUGUUGGCAACACCAUUCAUCGGGUUAUCGCGACGCGGUGGGGCUCCGUUGACGACAUCGAGAUGUACUUGAGGAUUGGUCGGCAUGUACUUGGACCCGCUUGGUACGAGAAACGCCGAAACUACCGCCAGACCACGGUUGCCUUGUUGAAUGACAAGUUGUUUUUGGGGACAGCUGAGAUCGACCUCGUCGCGAAGGGGCCCCUUGCUCAUUUCCAGCGUUGGGCGCAGCAGGAGAGCAAGAUUGAGCGAGAACACCGAUCGGAAGCAUCAAAGCAAGGGACCGCCUACACGGGUCCAACCUUCGUUUCUAAGUUCGUGUCGGGCAAGGCCAAGGUUAUCUUAGACGAGUUCAACGCCCUCCUGGACGACGACGCCAUGCUGACGCACUGGGUCGGCACCUGGAGUCUGAUUCGAGCUGACGAUGUACCAGAACAUGUCGAGGAGGCAUUGUGCUUGAUCGUGACCUUGGUGGUGCGUGGCGCUCUUGAUUGGGAGCGACGGAUGUACGACCCCACGCAGAGGUUCCCACUCGACUUUCUCAACGUCUUGGAGGCGGACCCUGAGGAGGCCUCGGCUCCUCGCAAAGCCUUAGCCCAUCGGUUGAUGACUGCGUCCAAGGAGAACUUAGAGUGGCAGGAUGGCGUGUACAACUCCUUCAGCUUCAAGUUACGUGCCAUGUUCUAUGAAGAUUUCGUCAUCAUGCAGGGCACCGGUAAGUGCACGAGGAUGGUAUGGAUAUUUCUUUCAGGCUGGCGCGCGUUAUUCAAUGGCGAGACGCAGGAGAUCGAGGGCUGGAACAGUACGUUGAAGAAUAUGUGCGAACGGGCUCCACGCACUAAGGUGAGACUGGCAUCAGAUCGCCUCAAGAACAGAGUUGGCGAACGGACUCCCACCGACGAGGCCGUCGCAGUGCACAAGAAGGUCGUCGAGUUCUCAAAGACAGAUGCGAACAUGUUCCGCUUCAGCCCCCUCACAGACAAGGAGCGCGAUUACAUGUUGUCGUGGACGUCGUUGAAGGCCGCCUCGGUGAUCGCUGACACUGCCCAAGUGACGCCGCUGUUCAAGCGGGCCUACAAUGGCCCCAAGAAAAAGAAUACACACACAGUCGACGCCGAGGGCGGUUUGCCUGACAUGCUUGAGGACGACGACGGCUUCUCUGAGGAGCUUGAACGAUUGAUUGCCCAGGACGCCAUGGAGGAGGAGUGCGAGGACCUCGAGGGCGCCAGCGAGGGCCUCGACAGCGACGGCAAGGAUACGGACGUUGAGGACGACGCUGGAGAUCGACAGCCUGACCCACAUAACCAUGCAGGGCCUGCUAAAAGCGACGUCUUUGACGCCAUCUCUGGCGACCACCGAGCUGAGCUUCUCCGCAACGUGAGGGGCGCAUGCGAGGCAAGCCGCACAUCUGCUCGGGACGCGAUGUACUUCGCUGAGGACUACGGCUUCAGGACUGACAUGUCAGAUGCUCCAGAGCGGGGCUUGGUAUCGUUGGUUGAAUUGCGAACAGUUGCAGAAGAUGGUCAAGUUCAUUGCGAUGUUGUCUUUGUUGCUUGGGAGGGUGUUGGCAGGUCUGCAAAAAUAGCAAGGGUGGACCUCGAGCACCUGUGGUUCAAGUAUAACGUGCCGUUUGCGACUGAGCAUCUCAAGAGGGAGUGCGACAGGGACCACUGCAACAUCAUCAUCGGGAACGUGCCUGUCAGGAUCACGCGGCCCAAGGACUUGCGUGAGCGUGUGCCUGAUUGGUGCUUGCUAAUUAUGAAGGCCUUCGCGGCCGAACUGUUUUCUGGUCCGAUUGCUCGCGACUGUCUCUUCAGUUGCGACGCUCCCUGCGUUUUUUGUGCGUGCGCAGACACCAUGGGCAUGGAUGUCAGGGUCGUCGGCGGCGGUGGUGCGCAGCCCGUAGAGCACUUUGAUUCGUACAUAUGUUCCGAGUGCGUUGUGUACUGGCACAGCGCGUGCGCAGAGAACGUGGCACGUGCUUUUGGGAUGGGGCUACUCCCAGCGAUGGCAGCUGCCAGCUCCCAUGGCGACAUGGCGCUCGUGCCCAAGGGGCCCGAGCCCAAGAUUGCAGACCCGUCCACGUUGUUCCUUAACGACCGUGCGAGGUUUCCGACGAUAUACGACAGGUUCGUCGGCUACGUGGCGGGCCCCGAGCUCGAGAAUCUAGUGUUCAGGCUGCACGCGCGUCAACCCCGAUGGCUGCCCCUCGUGCACGAGGGCAAGUUCACCAUGACCAGGGACCCUGCCAACAGGUGCAAGUCAGUUGAGACGAUUGGCAUAUGCAAGGUCCGUAAGGGGCCAUGGGUAAUUCCAGCGGGCGAGAAUCAAUGGACUGUUCUACACUGGGCGAGCUUGCUUGAAGGUGCCAAGAUGGCGAUGGAGAAAGAUCCCCACAAGAAAAACAGGACGGUUUGGAUCGCUCUCGAGGCCGGUUGUGACUCUGCUGUGGAGUUCGACCCGAACUUACCAGACGAUGUGAAAGACUACGUCAUCGAGCUAGGCAACGCCACCAACGCCAGCACUUUGGUGGUUACGGUGCUCCAGGUGUUCAUGUCUACCGAGACGAUUCUUUCUGGAUGGGCAAUCCAGAAGGAAAAGGUAACUGCUACUGGUGACGGUUGUGGCGGGGCGCUUACGCUCUACGCUCGCAGGCAUGCCUAUGCCAACACUGUAUUCUCUGGCCGCUGGCGCUCACAGAACGCGCUCGACGUGACGAUCAACACCUACAACCUUUUGCAGACAACGAUGACAUCAGCAGGCAUUUCAAUUUGGGAUCAGAUGGUAUCUUAUUUCGAGACAAAGGCUGACUACAUGCAUGAGUACAUGAAGGACACGAACGCGGUCAUCCAGAACAUCAGUUGCAUUUGCAAGGUGCUGUGCUCUACUUAUCCCGACUUCGUCGUUCCUGUCGUUGCCCUCGUGAUCCCGCACCUCGAGUCUGAACCCCUCGGGGCGUGCCCAGCGCUGCCAGAUGGCAUUCCGCAGGGCAAGUUGCGAAAGCUGUCAGAGGCCAUGGUGAGGAACUUACUGGCGAGCAUGGCCGACAGCGCGACUAUGAAGGCGAAGGUCUCUGCGGGGUGCGCGUGCGCAUCGGAUGGGGACAACGACGUGUCUUUCCUGAGUGACGUGAUCCAGUUCACCGCGAUGCUCAAGCACAAGCUGAACGUCCCCCAGGACAACCUGAACGCAUACUCGUCGAUCCUGUGCUUCUGCCAGCUGCAGGGAGAGAUACAAGUUCCAGGGAAUGGCAACACCCCAGCGAGGACGAUCAGCAGAUACACCGCGAUGAAGCGCCACAUCAUCAACGCUGCAUUCAAAGCAUCUGGCAUGGCAAAGAAGCCCAGCGACCUUGAGAUCUACUACGCCGACGCAGGGGACGACAGCCAGCUUGCAGAGUCGCCCAGCAAGGCGCCUCUGGAGGAGAAGACUGACGAGACGCUCUUGGACACCUUCAAGACCUUGCAGGACAACGGUUCGGCGGCCCGCAUGAAGUCCUACCUGAUGGUGAACCCGAUCGACAAGCCGAUCCAGUUGCACAUGGCAGUCUGCGGGAUUACGAGCAAGGUCUACACGUCUAUGAUUGGAGCAUGCGGUGGUGCAGAGGGCAAGUCUGGAACUCCAGAUAGCCAACGUGAGCUGAUCGAAGAGGCCACGAAGCGCGUGGUCACUGCCGUCAUGGAUGAGAUGCCGUUGGCGUUCGACGAGAUAGUGAUAAACUUUGGACAAUUGUCGGAAUUCAAAUUUGCUUUGACAACUGUUUCAACCAGGAGCGACUAUGCCGACACGGAGCUUCUGAGGAAGACGUGCGAAGAGAUGGGCGUGAUCGGGGCCACCGGCCGCAAGAAGCUGAACAUGGUCAGGCUGAACACGUUCUUCGCAGUGUGCAGCACGUUAUCUACGAUGCAGGUCCCCCUCAACGGCACUCCGAAAUACAUGUUUGGCUUGCUGUCUGUGCAGGACGUCUUCAAGAAGAUCGCGGAGUCCAUCGAGAGCCAGCGGUGCGGAGCGCAGGAGCCCAUCGAUAUCAAGAUCAUCACCAAGGCCAUCGACGGCGACGUGUCCAUGGCUGUCUUCGGCGACUGUUUCAGCAAGGCUGCCACUGACGUGGAAGAUGUGGCAUAUUAUCUGGAGGCGUUUGCUGAACUGGUGGUGACGGUGAACAAGGUUUGCCCGACCAAGGCGAAGGCGCAUCACACGCUCGUCGCGGGCCUGAGGGGGAAGCUGCAGGGCUUCACUCAUACGCAGAUGAAGGAGUUCGUCGUGUCGCAGGGCUUGCAGAGUAUCGAGGUGCCGCCAUCCAUGGGAAUCUUCUCGUCUGUGAAAGCUGCGCUGGUAGAGGAUGUCAUGACUGCGGUUAAAAAGAAGUGCACCGACACGACCUUGGCAGCCACGAUCCUCGUCGGCAACGUUGGCGACAAGGUGACGAUCCUGCGCGACCAGCUGGCCAAGGCAAGCGCCACCACUACAACUGCGGCGGCAACAGCGGCGGUCGUGGCACCGACUGCGGGGCAGACGACUACUCCAACCAAGACUGCCAAGGAACCAGUCCCCAUCGCCGUCGACGACGGCAAGGGCAUUCCCCAGGGCGACUUCAACCUGACCAGCCUGGGGGUCACGCAGUGGAUCAGCAUGCUCACCGAUGAGGACCGCUCGAAACUAACAUACAAUAUUAAUGACGCCAGCUUCCUUCUCGCCCUCACUUCUUCUCCCCGCCUUUCCUCCCAAAUUCGAGAGGAGCUGAAGUCCAACGGGCCCGACCACCUUGCCAUGACCAGCGCGACGAAGGCGCGGGUGAUCGCCUCUGUGCAGGGCCAUUUCAUGCCACCCGCUGACGGACUGCAAGGCCGCUUUCUCCGCGACGUGCUGAUUGACUUUUCCAGGAAGAAGAGCGCGGGGACCUUGACAGCUCGUCUGGCGGCAGACGCAACGACCACGGAGGCUCCCGAGUUCGUUUGUUGGGGCAGGGUGGUAGAUGCGAUCGCUGCGAGGAGUCUUCCGCGUGGCACUCUGCUUCCACUGGGGACAAGCAAUGGUUUGAGUUUGUUCCUGGAUGGCUCGAAGCUCCUCAACCCUUUGGUUUCAGACGCAUGCAUCGCAUGGAUGCCCCCGAUGAUCAAGGACGACGUGGACGGUGAGACCAACGCCGAUGCUGCCCCCUUGGUGGACAGCGCGGCCAACCCUGAGGCUGGUGCAUGCGCAGCUGGCAGCAGCAGCGGUGCCCAGCCGCCCAGCAAGAAGCGCAAGGGCGCCUCCGCUGCCAAGGCGCAGCAGGCGCAGCAGGCAGCACCCCCAGCAAAACCACAGCCGAAGAAGGCUGGCAAUCGCAAGAAGCUUUCUCACACGCACUCUGUCGAAUUCGAGACCGUGCAAUUUGAUGUCGAGGUCGACUCGACUGCCAAGGUUUUCACUUUCGAGAGGCCUUUCUUGAAAUCCAACCGCCCCCUCAAAGCAGGCGAGACUCUUCGUCGCAAAGCCUUCGAGUGGACGGAGGCCAACUCCCCAGGCGAGGUUGUCUCGGGCAGGACUGCGUCGGCGCGGAUUUUUGGCAUGUCUUGA
Prorocentrum cordatum is the source of this 6903-nucleotide messenger RNA. The record is from the annotation of a GenBank genome assembly. Lineage: Eukaryota; Dinophyceae; Prorocentrales; Prorocentraceae.